GGGCCACUAUAAAUAUCAACCUCUGGCUUUCUCAGCUUCUCCUUCCUUCCAUUCGCAUCAUUUUUCAUCAAGAAAAACUGUGGUUCUGCAUUCAUAAACACAGCCUUAGUUUCCUGGAUCUGAGUCUCGAACGUUCAACUUGCUUGCUUGUAUAUAUAUGGAGAUUCCGGAUAUCCUAACCAGUUUUCAAGCAGGCAUGAACGGUCUGCAAAACCCAUCUCUGCUGUCGCGAUUCUUCUCCCUUCCCGGCAUCGGAAAAGUCCCUCAAGUGUACAGUUUCUGGAAAUGGGGCGCUUUGAUUCUAGCCUUGGUCGCUACUUUCAGCGGCGUAAUCACCAGAAUCAAGCUUUUAGUUCUUCGAUUCUGCAAAGAUAAGUUCUUACUUUCUUCAGGACCUCGGUGGACCCAGCAGCUCGACGAGGAGGACGAUGAAGACCGGUCCUGCUCCUCGGAUUCAUCGGAGAACGACGAAGAGGACGACGAGCCUACGACCUCGUUUCAGGAUCGACAUCCAGUCGAUGAAGUGUUCUCCGUCGCUGGUUCGGGUCGCGAUUUGCGGCAACGUCGGCGUCGCAGCGGCGGCGAUAGGCACUGGUGGUCGGAGCUUGGCAGCGGCAAGAACGUUGUGAAGCUGUGGGACAGUAUUGGGUUAUGGUCAGAACCAGAAGAUGAGUCCGAGAGUGUUGUUUCGAUUUGGGAUCUGAACAAAGAUCAGAAAGUUAGCUCCUUUUCUAGCCGGGGAUGUGAGAUUCCGGCCAUGUCUAUCUCUUCGCCGGCGGUUAUAUAUUCAGCCGGAUCGAAUAAAAGAGACAAUAUUUUCUUAGGAGUUUUCGAUACGAGGGUUGGAGGUCAGACUCCGGCGAUACACACGCAGUGGCGGCCACUGCGGGGGAAGGUGGUGGGUAUAGGUUCCGGCGGCGUGGAGAAGGUCUACGUCAUGGAGGACGUCGGCGGCGCGUCGAGAGUAGGCGACAUGAGGAACGUGAAGAGGCCAUUGGAGAAUUUGACGGAAUCUAAUGGAGAUACCUGGUGGGAUGCUGACGCCGUUAUCAUCCCGAACUCGUUCGCAGACGAGUCGCAAUAAAAUCCGAUUUGACUCACUUGGAGUGCCGGGUUAUGACCCGGCGAAAUGUUCCCCGUUCUAGAAAGGGGCAAUUCGGUCCAAAAAUAAGUAGAAGUGGACUGGGCUGGCUGGCUGGCUGUAUGUAAAUUCUUGUUUCAUCUGGGCGUAAUCAAUGUUUAAUUAGUUAAUUUUUAUGUAAAAUUUCCAAUCAAACUUUAGGGGAGUAAUUAUUAACUCGAUCUCGAAGACUAUAUUGGUAUA
Messenger RNA from Diospyros lotus (date-plum), 1324 nucleotides. RefSeq lists its product as uncharacterized. The record is from RefSeq and is a predicted model, not a curated record. The transcript has a single exon. The coding region runs from base 158 to 1084 and encodes 308 amino acids. Lineage: Eukaryota; Viridiplantae; Streptophyta; Magnoliopsida; Ericales; Ebenaceae.